Messenger RNA from Symbiodinium necroappetens, 1377 nucleotides. The record is from the annotation of a GenBank genome assembly. NCBI's taxonomy places the organism in Eukaryota, Dinophyceae, Suessiales, Symbiodiniaceae.
AUGGAGAAUGUGAAGUUCCCUACGUACGGUGAGAUUGUGAACGUCAACUUGUCGGACGGCACUGUACGCCAGGGUCAGAUUUUGGAGGUGAACAAAAAGAAAGCCAUCGUGCAGGUGUUCGAGGGAACCAGCAACAUUGAUAACAGAGAUUGCCACAUCGAGUUCACCGGCGAUACCCUGAAGAUGCCAAUCUCAGACGACCUCAUGGGUCGAGCUUUCAAUGGCUCCGGAAAGCCGAUUGACAAGGGGCCUUCCGUCUUGGCAGAGGAUUUCCUGGACAUCAAUGGGGCGCCCCUCAAUCCAAAGUCGCGCGUCUACCCGAAGGAGAUGAUUCAGACUGGCAUCAGUGCCAUCGACACCAUGAACUCUGUGGUGCGUGGGCAGAAGCUGCCGCUUUUCUCAGCGGCCGGUCUGCCCCACAACGAGAUCGCUGCACAGGUGUGUCGACAGGCAUCGCUAGUCAAGGGAAAGGAUGUGAUGGAUCACACUCAGGAGAACUUCAGCAUCGUCUUCGGUGCUAUGGGGGUCAACAUGGAGACGGCACGAUUCUUCAGGAACGACUUCGAAGAGAACGGUUCCAUGGAGAAUGUCGUGCUCUUCAUGAACCUGGCAAACGAUCCAACCAUCGAGCGAAUCGUCACACCCCGCCUAGCCCUCACGACGGCCGAGUACUUCGCAUACACGCGCGAGCAGCACGUCUUCGUCAUCCUUACAGAUAUGAGCUCCUACGCCGACGCUCUUCGAGAGGUGUCGGCUGCCCGUGAGGAGGUGCCAGGACGCCGAGGAUAUCCCGGUUACAUGUACACGGACUUGUCCACAAUUUACGAGAGAGCUGGCCGCGUCGAGGGUCGCAACGGCUCGAUCACGCAGUUCCCCAUUCUGACUAUGCCCAACGAUGACAUCACUCACCCGAUUCCGGACCUGACUGGCUACAUCACAGAGGGCCAGGUCUUCGUGGACCGAUCCCUGCACAACAGGCAGAUCUAUCCGCCUAUCAACGUGCUACCAUCCCUCAGCCGAUUGAUGAAGUCCGGAAUUGGAAAGGGCAUGACACGAGAUGACCACCCCAACGUGUCUGAUCAGCUCUAUGCGAACUACGCCAUUGGCCAGGACACACGCGCCAUGAAGGCAGUUGUUGGUGAGGAGGCCCUCAGCGAGGAUGAGCACAAGUACUUGGAGUUUACCGACAAGUUUGAGCUCAAGUUCCUCACGCAGGGCCCCUACGAGAACCGCGACAUCUUCGCCUCCCUCGACAUUGCCUGGACCUUGCUGCGCAUCUUCCCACAAGAGCUUCUGAAGAAGAUCCCCCAGAAGCUGAAGGACAAGUACUACGACCGUGAGAAAGAGAUCCAGAAAGCCGUGCAGUCUCUAAAGUGA